Molecule: messenger RNA, 2453 nt
Organism: Lacerta agilis (Sand lizard)
Lineage: Eukaryota; Metazoa; Chordata; Lepidosauria; Squamata; Lacertidae
Product: transmembrane protein 132D-like
Exons: 6
Coding region: 22-2181 (719 amino acids)
Source: RefSeq, a predicted model, not a curated record
AACGCGCCACCCUCUGAGAUCAUGCAAAUUGAUUUUGAAAUAGAAGAUCUUAGUGAAUUGCCAGACACCCAGCUUAUUACGUGGCAAGUCGAGUAUCCAGGAGACAGAACAUCUGACCUUGGCAUCUCCAAGAUCUACGUAAGCCAGAAAGAUCUAGUUGGCGUUCUUCCAUUGGCGAUGGAAGCAGAGAUCUUGAACACUGCCAUUCUCACUGGGAAGACUGUUGCUGUCCCUGUCAAGGUGGUCUCAGUGGAGGAUGAUGGAACCGUCACUGACCUUCUAGAAUCUGUGGAGUGCAGGUCCUCUGAUGAAGAUGUGAUUAAGGUCUCCGACAGAUGCGACUACGUCUUUGUCAACGGGAAGGAAAUGAAAGGGAAAGCAAACGUCCGUGUCCAUUUCAUGUACCAGCAUCUGAGUGCCCCCCUGGAGAUGGCCGUGUGGGUGCCCCGCCUCCCUCUGCAGAUCGAGGUCUCUGACACAGAGUUAAAUCAGAUCAAGGGUUGGCGGAUCCCCAUCGUCUCAAAUAAGAGGCCAGCUAGGGACAGCGAUGACGAAGAGGAGGAUGAGCGGAAGGGAAGAGGCUGCACCCUCCAGUACCAGCACGCCAUGGUGCGGGUCCUCACACAGUUCGUAGCCGAACCCUCAGACCCUGGCGGACAGAUGGCCUACCUGCUGGGCUCAGACUGGCAAGUCGACAUCACUGAGCUGGUGAGCGAUUUCAUACAAGUGGAAGAGCCGAGGAUCGCAAAGCUGCAAGACGGGCAGGUGCUGGUUGGACAAGAGCUGGGGAUGACGACGAUUCAGAUUCUGUCUCCACUUUCUGACGCCAUCUUGGCUGAAAAGACUGUGACUGUCCUCGACGAGAAGGUGACUAUUACUGACCUGGGGGUCCAACUGGUGACCGGCCUUUCCCUCUCCUUACAACUGAGCCCAGGAAGCAACAAGGCUAUUUUUGCUACGGCGGUCGCACAGGAAAUCCUCCAGGUGCCAAAACAGGAAGCUGCUAUAAGUUGCUGGAUCCAGUUCAGUGAUGGGGCAGUCAUGCCCUUGGACCUAUAUGAUGUCAAGGACUUCUCUCUGGUGGCCACAUCCGUAGAUGAGAAGGUGGUCUCCAUUCUCCAGAGUCCCAAAUUCAAAUGGCCCCUCGUGGUUGCUGAGUCAGAAGGCCAGGGGCUGUUGGUGAAGGUGGAGAUGGUGAUCAGUGAAUCGUGCCAGAAAUCUAAACGGAAGAGCGUCAUGGCUGUCGGGACUGGGAACAUCAAGGUCAAGUUUGGUCAAAAUGAUGCCAACCCCAACACCAGUGACAGCAAGCAGGUUGGGGCCGGCGUGCACUUGGAAAACCACACCAGUGACAGGCGUCAGAAGACAACCCUGCAGGAGAGGUCUCGACAAGAUGGACCUUAUUACAGCUCGUCGAUGGGACAGGAAGAAACCAGGGGGGCCAGCACACAGAAGUCAAUUCUUAGUAAAAAGGAGGACCGCGAGAGCCUUCUAGAUGAUGACAGCCAUAUGCAAAACAUCCCAAUAGACUUCACCAGCUUGCCGGCACAGGUGGACUUGCCAAUGAGCAAUGGAGAUCUGGAAGAGAAUGACCUUGUGGAGACACCCAGGGGCCUAAGUGACUUGGAGAUUGGGAUGUAUGCUUUGUUAGGCGUCUUUUGCUUGGCCAUUCUAGUCUUCCUUAUCAACUGCAUCACCUUUGCCUUGAAGUAUAGGCACAAGCAGGCUCCCUUUGAAGAGCAAGAAGGCCUGAGCCACUCUCAUGACUGGGUAGGACUAAGCAAUAGGACAGAGCUGCUGGAGAACCACCUCAAUUUUUCCACCCAGCAAGAGGAGUGCAUCACGGCCAUUGACCAAGGCAUAGACUUGGAGGAGAGCAAGUACCUCCUGGAUGCCAACACCCAGAAGAACCUCAACGGCCAAGUCUUCCGGUCCUCGGACCCCACUGCCACCCCCGAAGGGAAGGAGCAGAAGAGCGAGCAGACCACUUCGCCAACCUCCAAGCGGAAGCGAGUCAAGUUCACCACUUUUACCACCAUCUCUUCAGAUGGCGGCUGCCCUACCGUCAACUCGAUCUUGACCAGCAGUGAGGAUGAUAUCAAGUGGGUUUGUCAGGACAUGGACCUGGGGGGAUGUAAAGAACUAAGGAACUAUAUGGAACGGCUACAUGAAAAUGCAUAACAGUACACUAGAAACCCUUUUGCUUUCUUGCUUUCUUUUUGUUUUCCACUCACCUUUCUGCCUUUAAUUUGGCGAACUGGGACAAAACAAAAAACCUACAACCAUUUGUGAACAAUUAAAAUGGUGGAUGAUUUGGUUUCAAUGGAACCCUGAGGAGCACUUUGAGUAAAGGUCCCAAGCAGCAAGUGUUAUCUGUGCUCAGUGGUUCUUAAAAAAAGAUGUUUGGGAAAUAUUCUGAUGGAAGGCAACUUACAUGGGAAAAUAAAUUUUUU